GUAACAUUCAAGAUUUCUGAAGAAGAUUCACUUAUGGAAAAUAUAUUAAUCUGAAAAUUAUUAGAGAGGGAAUAAACAAAAUUUAACGACGCCAUCUAUCCAAUGAUAUGAUAUAUUAUAUAAUACUACUAAAUAGUAGCUAGUAGAUGGCAUCGCGUUGUAUCAUUUCUCUAAUAGAACAUUUAUAUACAAUAACCAAAAUGCCAGAAACAACGGAAGAAGAUAUGGGGAUGUCUGUUCGUUUAACGAAUGAUGAUUUCCGGAAACUAUUGAUGACACCAAGAGCAUCUGUUCCAUCUGCUACUCCAGCUUCUGUGCCUGGAACUGCUCGAGAUGCUAAUGCAAAAACUGCACAAACACCAAAUAUCAGUGGUGGCAGUCGUGCAGAAUUACGAAGAAAAAAGAAAAGUUUUUAUGCCAAAUUAAAAAAACAGGAAGAAGAUAAAAUGGCAGAAUUAGCAGAGAAAUAUAGAGAUAGAGCUAGAGAACGUAGGGAUGGUACAAAUCAAGAUUAUCAAGCAGAAGAUCCAAUGAAUAGUGCCAGUGCAUAUCGUGCAGUUGCACCAGAUUUGAAAUCAGGAAUGGAUGCAGCUGAACGUAGAAGACAAAUGAUUCAACAAUCAAAAUUCUUAGGUGGUGACAUGGAACACACUCAUUUAGUAAAAGGAUUGGAUUAUGCUCUUCUUCAAAAAGUACGUAGUGAAAUAGAAGCAAAAGAACAUGAACAGGAACAAGAAAUGGAAAAAUUGGUUAAGCCAAAGGAUAAAAAAGAUAAAAAAGAAGGAGAAAAGAAAGAUGAUGAGAUGCAGUUUAAAACUAAGAUAGGACGUAAUAUUUAUAGAACAAUUAUAACCAUGAAAUCUAAACAAAUUGAAAGAAAUGAAUUAUUUACUCCUGGCCGCAUGGCUUAUGUAAUUGAAUUAGAUGACGAAAAUACAGAUGUAGAUAUACCGACUACUCUCAUUAGAAGCAAGGCAGAUGUACCCACUAUAGAUAAUACUCCUACUUUAACAACAAAUGAUAUCGUAAUAAACAAACUGGCACAAAUUUUAUCUUAUCUCCGUCAAGGUAAUCGUCAUGGUAAAAAAGGAAAGAAGUAUAAAGAUGGUAGAUCAAGACCUGACGAUAUGAAUGACAUGGAUAUUGCUCCAAGACCGCAAGACGAAAGUAUCUAUGGAGAUAUUGGUGAUUAUGUUCCAACGAUUAGUAAGAAAGAUCCAAAUCAACCGCGGGAAAAGAAAAAAGGUUCUUAUUUUGAUAAACCAGAGAAUGGUUUGGAUACGGAUGAUAAAGCAAAUACUCCUCAAUUGCCAAAUAUUGCAUCUUCCAAUUCAGAUAAUAAUGCACCAAAAAAAGGUGCACUCCUUAAUAAAUUAGCUGCUGAACCAGAAGGAUAUGCAGAAUGUUAUCCAGGCUUGGAUGAGAUGCAAGAUGCUAUAGAUGAUUCGGAUGAUGAAGUAGAUUACACCAAAAUGGAUCUUGGUAACAAAAAGGGUCCUAUUGGCAGAUGGGAUUUUGAUACACCUGAAGAAUAUAGUGAAUAUAUGAAUAAUAAAGAAGCCUUACCAAAAGCAGCAUUUCAAUAUGGUGUAAAAAUGGCUGAUGGAAGAAGAACAAGAAAAUAUAAUAAAGAAAAAAAUGAAAAAGCUGAAUUAGAUAGAGAAUGGCAGAAAAUUCAGAAUAUUAUGAAUAAAAGAAAACCCACGACAGUAUUGGAUGGUGCAUCAGAAUUCAAAGUUCCAAGAUAUUAAAUAUUCGAUCUGUAUAAAUUUGUUUUCCUAAUUAAUUUUAUUUCGUUAAAAUAAUAAUAUUAUAUGUAUGUAUAGUAUAUAAUAGUAUAUAAUCGAUCUCGUUCGUGAUUAAAACAUGUACAAGAUCAGGGAUAUAAUAAAAGACUGUACAAUA
Messenger RNA from Apis laboriosa (Himalayan honeybee), 1905 nucleotides. RefSeq names its product protein Red (gene beag). The coding region runs from base 147 to 1751 and encodes 534 amino acids. NCBI's taxonomy places the organism in Eukaryota, Metazoa, Arthropoda, Insecta, Hymenoptera, Apidae. The record is from RefSeq and is a predicted model, not a curated record. The transcript has 3 exons. Gene Ontology annotation, cellular component: nucleus. Gene Ontology annotation, biological process: mRNA splicing, via spliceosome.